AUGGAGUGCACAAGACGAUCAUUGUCAUAUGCAACAUGGCGUCUACGGAUGUUUCGUCAGCUACUGGGCCCUUCACCCGUGCCAUCAUCACGCCGGGACCUCUCGAGCUCACGAAUUCACGCUGAUGAAUCUCCCUCCGAUGCAACAAGUCUUCCGCCAUCAAAGCGCCUACCGCAAUCACCUCUCGUCACACAUCCUCGAUCGAGCCCAAUUAAGUCCCGAAAGAAACUCCCAACUUCAGAAGAUAAUUCUGAGCUGAAGAACAAUCCAUGGGCAGUAGCACUCGCGUCGCCAGUGCGGAUGUGUUCCGUGACAGGAGCCCGCAUACCACGCGACCUACUCGGAGAAUGGGGUCUUGUCCGGAAGCCAGACACAGAGAAUAGCUAUUUGCUCCCUGUGGACUUGAUCAAGGACUCACUACAAGCGCGGCAAGAAGUAAAAUCUGCGGGCGCAGAGAAAACUCCAGACCUAGAUCCAGCGACAGUGGCUGCCGAUGCGACCCUGACAGCGAAGGCGAUUCGCAACGAGAAACCGGGACAGCAGCUCCUACUUCGAAUGAUCAACUCACUGCAAUUGCUCGAAGGGCUCGCGAAGCCGUUGUCUAAGAGUUCCGGGAAGAAGCCGGCUAUUUCAAGACUCCUGCCAUUCCGAUGGAAGCAUCCACUGGGACCGAUUACAUCUCGUGUGGAGAAGCUAGUGCUUUGGAGACCAGGCAUGGCGGAAUAUUUGUUGCAGCAAAGGCGCAGUGACGUUGUGAAAAAGCUGGAAAGGGCUCGGCGGAGGUACACGCGCCUGGAUAUUCCGGGUGGAGCUUGGAAUAUCCUUGACCUCCAGGAAUAUUCCAAUAAUGGGCUGGUGGAUGCCUUGAAACGCCUUGGAUCUUUCGAUCGGAUGGCAUCUGGGGCAGUUCUUUUGCUUACGCCGAUGAGCAAUGGCGAAUCAUGCCCGAUGGCAGUGUUCAACCCAUCGACUCAAAGCGAAGUUCCAGUGUUUGACCUAUCGGCACUUCUGUCUGCUUCUGAUUUGGCAACGCUACGUGAUAUGGAAGCUCCGCAUUUCCGCAAUUCGGCCCUAUUCUUUAGGCCGGAUGAUCGUAUCGGAGUGGAGACCAUACUAGCCCUAUGGAAGCUUCAGCGGUUCAUGAUUGAAACACCGUCUUGA
This is a messenger RNA of Penicillium brasilianum, 1161 nucleotides long. The record is from the annotation of a GenBank genome assembly. NCBI's taxonomy places the organism in Eukaryota, Fungi, Ascomycota, Eurotiomycetes, Eurotiales, Aspergillaceae.